CGGCUGUGAUGCCACAUGAAGCAGGAAGAGAGAGAGAGAGGAAAGAGGGAACAGCCGUCCAGCUAGAUCAGAUUGCUAAAGAGUGAUAGAGAGAGCAGUUGGGGGACAUUUACUGGCUUUUAGGAUUUAAAAAAAAAAAAAAAGGACAGGGUAAAGGAUUAAAAGUAAGAAGGACCUGCUGAAACGACUGCCUCAAGGAUGGAGAUGCAAAAACCCGAAUUGUCUUUUGGAUAGCUCUGUUUUAAAAAGCUUUGCACCCCACUUUGCAGGUCCAGGCAGAGAGCGAGUGGCAGCAGCAGCGGUGGCCCCGAGGUUCAAGGGUGGCAACUACAUUUCGUCUGCACUGGAAAAGGAUGAUGAGACCCAAAGGUGCAGAGGAUGACGGAGUGGCCCUCUUCUGUUUUUGAGUAGACGGAGGAGGAGAAGCUGCGGCUGCAGACGCGCAGAAUGCCUCAGUUUGGUUAAUGGGAGCACUGGGAGAGGACACAGCGCCCCACGGUUCUGGAGCCCCCGUCUCAGACAGGUGGGGAUAGAGGAACUGGAUUCAUACACUGAGCUCCCAUUCUGCCCCCUAAAUGACUCACUAAAAUGCAGCUUAGCCAGUGAUCAAGCUGCGAGGGGCCUUGAUCACGCACUUGGACUCCAGGCCUGCCCGUCUGACAAAAGCCCGGCAGCUGGAGACGACGUCAAGGAGUAUGAGUGUGGGAAGAAUCAACCGUUACAGCAUUGUUUCGUCAGAGGAAGAGGGCCUCCGCCUCACUACCAUGAACGGCAUGAACGGCUUUGGGAAUGGCAAGAUCCACACACGCCGCAAGUGCCGCAACCGCUUUGUGAAAAAGAAUGGUCAGUGCAACGUGCAGUUUGCCAACAUGGACGACAAGUCACUGCGCUACAUGGCUGACAUCUUCACCACGUGCGUCGACAUCCGCUGGCGUUGGAUGCUGGUAGUCUUCACUCUUGUGUUUGUCAUAUCUUGGCUGGCCUUUGGGUUGGCCUUUUGGGUCAUUGCUUUGCUGCACGGGGAUCUGGACAACCCAGCUGGAGACGACAACUUCACUCCCUGUGUGCUGCAGGUCAACGGAUUUGUGGCUGCAUUUUUGUUCUCCAUUGAAACACAGUCGACCAUAGGGUAUGGCUACCGCUGCGUGACCGAGGAGUGCCCAGUGGCCGUCUUCAUGGUCGUCUUCCAGUCAAUAGUUGGCUGCAUCAUUGACUGCUUCAUGAUAGGCGCCAUCAUGGCUAAAAUGGCGAGGCCUAAGAAGCGAGCGCAGACGCUCUUGUUUAGCCACAACGCAGUAAUUGCCAUGCGGGAUGGAAAGCUGUGUCUUAUGUGGAGAGUGGGAAACCUUCGCAAGAGUCACAUUGUGGAAGCUCAUGUCAGAGCACAGCUAAUCAAACCUCGGAUAACUGAUGAGGGGGAGUAUAUUCCGCUAGACCAGAUAGACAUUAAUGUAGGGUUUGACAAAGGUUUGGACAGGAUCUUCUUGGUUUCACCCAUCACUAUUCUCCAUGAGAUAGACGAGGAGAGCCCUCUGUUUGGAAUCAGCAAGCAGGACCUGGAGACGGCAGACUUUGAGAUCGUCGUCAUCCUAGAGGGAAUGGUCGAAGCGACCGCCAUGACCACGCAGGCUCGCAGCUCCUACCUGGCCUCUGAGAUUCUUUGGGGCCACAGGUUUGAACCUGUCCUGUUUGAGGAAAAAAACCUGUACAAGGUGGAUUAUUCACACUUUCACAAAACAUACGAGGUGCCGUCCACCCCUCGCUGCAGUGCCAAGGACAUGGUGGAGAACAAGUUCCUCAUGCCCAGCUCCAACACCUUCUGCUAUGAAAACGAACUGGCCUUCCUAAACCGCGACGAGGAGGAGGAGGACGACUUAGGUGGCGGGAGCAGAGCAUUGGCAAAUCUGAGUCCGGACAGGAACAGCCGACAUGAGUUUGAACGUUUACAGGCCACCAGGUCGUUGGAUCAAAGAUCAUAUCGUAGAGAGUCGGAAAUUUGACGCUAACUCAUUGACCAAGCAUCAGAUUCCUUUAACUUUAUCCAUGGAAUAAAAAUGCAGAACAAUGCAAAGUGCCAUAGGUGGAGCUAAGAAUUGUAAGAGAAAUGAAAACGAAUGCAAAACCCUUAAAAAGGGAUUUUUUGGAAAUGCAAGUGUGUAGAUGGCGAUGGCAAGUAACAUCUACAAUUAAGGAAAAAAUAGACAUCCUUCCUUCACCAAAACUUGAAUGUUUUUUCACACGAUCAUUUUGAGUUAAGAAUGCUACGUUUUUUGGCAGGACCUUAUGAUACAUCUUAGGUGUAAAUACAUUUCCUAAAUAAGCCGUUUUGUGUCCAGUACCAGAUUCAAAAGCACCUUUAAAAGUAGAACGUGUUCUUGGCCACCCUUAGUAAUGUUCUGGAUCUUCUCUUCAGCUCGUCUAGCAAUGCUUUAAUUGGCUGGACAAGCAUAAAGGAAGACAUUAAGAAUUCAGUCACAAAAGUAAGACAUCAUUUUGUAGCUUUGUUUUAAAUUCUGGCACAAAAAUAAAAUUUUUACAGGAGAGCAGGAAACAUUAAAUGCGCUUUUAGUUUGACGAAGAAUGUAACGAUCAACUGAAAUGAAACAGCACAAACACUUUAUGAAUUACUACAGCACUUAUGAUGAAUUCAUACGUGUCAUGGUUUUAACAUAAGAACCACACACGCAAAAGUGGUGAAAAGUAACAUUUCACAUGCUUUAAGGACAUGCUGCAACAAUCCAGGUUUAUCCUGAUGAAGGUCAACCAUGAAAAGCUGUUCUUUGUAAUCUGACAAAGAACAACAACCUAAACUACAACCAUACUUUUGUAUAUCAUGUAACCAACAGGUAAUUAUUUUUUUGGCUGGUAUCCAUAAACUCAUAUAUAUUCCAUAUGAAACUUAAGCAAUAGUUUGCAUUUUUGUUUAAAUGCGGUUGUGCGGAGCAGUUACAAGACAUCACUAUCUUAGCAGGAAUCUCAGUGUAUGAAUGUCAGUCAGAUCUCAUGGCCAAAUCAAGCUAACAAUCUAAAACAACUCAAAUUCUAAAUCCAAAUGAUAUAUAACGUAUUUUGAGAAAUUAUAACUUUAACAUGAGAUUUUUAAUUUAUUUUUUUACUCUUUUGAAAGUAAAAAAAGUAUUAGAGCAAAAUAGAUUUUGAGAGCAGACCAUGUGCUGAUAAAAACAUCCUUCAGCUGGUCACUAACAUUUAGCUCAGGUAAAUAUCCUUUAAUCUCCUCAAUCUAAAGAACCAUUUUUUAACAAAUAAAACUGAAGUAAAAGUUAACAUAAAUUUGAUCAGUUUUAAAAUUUCUGAGCAAUAUUUAUUUCAUUGUACUAAAUUUAAAAAUAAAAUUCCAGCCGUCUUUAAAAUGUGCAGGUUUUAUCAAGUCGUAACACAGAAGACGAUUGAUUGAGAAAAUAGACAAAGUAGAAUCAACUGUAAUGCAUCAUGUGAAUUUGUCUUGAUGUAAAAAAUACCAAAUGUAGCAUUCCCUCAAAACACAAAGAAUAUUGUAAGCUUAUGUUGCGUUAGAUGUUGGAUAACUCCUCUGAAAUGGGCACUGCACUAAGAAGCUGUUAGCGUGUAUCUUCUGUUCGAACAUCUCCUGAUAUUUUCAGGUAAAACAUUUACUGCCCGCAAUUAAUCCAGACAACCCCACUUUGUAAAAACAAUUGCAAACCACGUAAUCCAAACUGGUACAGAUGGAUGACAUUCCCUCUGUUUUUUUUUUUCUGUUUAAAAUGAAUCUAUGCAUAUUACCCAAAUCAGGGGAUAAACAUCUAAUCUAAUCUGUAUGUGAAACAACUGUGUGAUGACAUUGCUUUAAUCAAUAUCCACUGUAGUAAAUGAAAAAUGGUGUGAAGUCGGUUUCUCUUUUUCUUCAUCAUGAAGAAAAAGGGAAAUUCAAAGGUGAAGAUAAGCUGGAAAUGGAAAAUGUCUGUUGAUAAAAAUGAUUUAGUCGUGAUUAACAAAACAUAUUAAUGGGUAGCUAAUGUGUUUUGAUUCGUUAAAAGGUGGAAACACAGUGGCUGUUACAAGAAUGAGAAAUGUGAACAUUAGUUAGAAAAAAGGAUCGUGAACAUAAAGGCAACAAAUGACCAACUUCAUCUGAUUGGUUAAAAUCACACUGUAGACAGAUAUUUAGCUAAGAAAAAAGAGCAGAGUCAGCGUAGAGAGGCAUUAAUAGAAGCAAUAAACACUGAAGCACAUCAUUUUUCAGCCAAUUUAAUUAAAUGUGUUACGAUUUCGUCUUCACCAAGCUUAUAAAUCCAAAGAAGUUUUUGAAGGAUAUAAUGGAAAUGUUUUUGUUUUGUUUUUUCAUUUCAACUGUACCUGUAUCACUAUUAGUUUUUGUAUAUAUUUGAUACCAAAGUAACAAAGUGUUGCUUAUAAUCAAGUUAAAAAUUGAUUGUUCCCACAGCAGCCAUCCAAAAUCAUUUAGGCUGACACUUGCUGACUGACAGAAAUCAUUGAAAAAAGACAAAGAAAAUCAAGUUUAAAGCAACAUUGUCUCUCCCUGCCAUGGACAAUAGGAAGUGUAAUAGAGCCCAUACUGGAUGCUUCAUCAGAAUUUAUCACUAAUAGUAAUACUAAUAUCUCGCCUGAACCGAUUUUUGUUGAUGUUCACACACAUCUACAGAAGAGAGAUAAUGGAAUGUGGUGAAAUAUGAAAACAGAAGGAGAACCAUGUAAUGGUUGUUACGUUGGUCACAAUGACUAAUAUUUUCUUAAUAGUCAUUUAAAUGGUACGUCUGAUGAUAAUAUUUCUUAGUAAUUUGUUAGAGAAUAGAAAAAUGUACAGUUGGGCAAAAUAAGUAUUGAAUUCAUUUCACAGGAGAAGAAUCGGCAUGUUGACUUGAGGAUCAGACUAGAUGUUGGUAACAACCUAUACAAUCCAUAAGUAGGAAAUCAUGAAAACAAAUAUAUAUGAAGUAAUAAUGUGGAAUAAAGUGAGAUGACACCAGCUAUGAGUACUGAAUGAAUGAAAACAGCGCAAAAAGGGAGAGAAAGUAAAAUAGUUGGCCGAUAAGAAGAUUUCUCAACAUGUUCUGAUGAGUAAGAGAAAACGAUUGCAUUUCUAAACUGGCAAUAGUUCCAGUGAGCAUCAUUGGUGUCAACAUGUAGAAUUGGAAAGAUCCAGUUUCCACCAUAAAGUGGUCAUGACCAAGCACCUUCCAAGAUUGUUGGCAGAGGAAUGAAAAGAAUUAUGAAAACAGUUGUCAAAGAGCCGCGGACCAAUCACUGAGAGCUUCAGAUCAACUUCCAUUUGUUUCAUGAAAUCCAUAAAUGAUACUCUCAACCACCACUGCCUCUAUCAAUGUCCACAGUGCAAGACUCCACUGAUGAAGAAGAAGCAUCAACUGCGGAGAAAUGUGCUGAGAUAUUCAUGAUAAAAACCCAAAGAUAAAUU
Poecilia reticulata (guppy) is the source of this 5413-nucleotide messenger RNA. RefSeq names its product ATP-sensitive inward rectifier potassium channel 12. Gene Ontology annotation, biological process: potassium ion import across plasma membrane; regulation of monoatomic ion transmembrane transport. The record is from RefSeq and is a predicted model, not a curated record. Lineage: Eukaryota; Metazoa; Chordata; Actinopteri; Cyprinodontiformes; Poeciliidae. Gene Ontology annotation, molecular function: inward rectifier potassium channel activity. Gene Ontology annotation, cellular component: plasma membrane.